AUGGGGUCUUCCUUUCUGGACAUCCUCCAUGAUCCUCUGACCCGGAAGCUCCUAGGAUUCGACGCUGUCCACGCGGAGCAAACUCCAUUCGUCGGCGGUGUCACCUCAAGGCUGAAAUUCCUCCUCCACGACGCUACCAACCAUCUCUCGUUCCUCAAACUCGGAUAUACCGCGCUUGAGGCAUUUCUGCAAGCGAACGUCACCGGUCCGCCGCUCGACUUCGAUCCCGAAGAGGCUCUUUUCCCCGUAACAUACCGCAACGAGAGUCUCCCGUCACUCAAAGAGGCACUCUUCGAAUCUCUCUCGGUCGAUGGCAGUCGGCCCUAUCCUUUGACUCCACACAUCGAACUGUUUUGGCUGGCAAAGGUCAUCCUGUCCAAUCCCACCCUUGCCGACGAAGGCUUCAAUGGCCGGAGGGCACGCAUCAGAGUCAACUUCUGGCACCAGAAACUCCUGUCGGAGCCGUCACCCUCUCUCCGCGACAUCAUCUACUCGGAUGCUGACAUUCUUGAGCGCCAGCUCACAUCGCGUGUUGCCUCCCACAGCGCAGCUGCGGAAGAACACUUUGUCGAGUUUCUGGUCGAACGAGCCACCAUACGCACGUACUAUGGAGACGACGCCCUUGCCAGAACAGAUCUUGCCAGGGCGGCUACCACGCGGCGUUUCCAAUUCGCUGUAACAGGCGUGCUGGGCAAGCGCACCAAGUUCCAAGACCGAGAUAUAAGUCAGCUGGUUGUGCUGGCCAAAAGUACAGGGCAUGAGCAUGAUUCAGAAGCCCCCAGUACUCGCGAACCUACUAACCCCACGGGCGGCCAUGAGCACUCCUCAGCCCAACCAAGCAAACCCGAGAAUGUUCCUCUCAACGAUGACACUUUGCUCGAGCAAAUUCACUUCACAUCCGAGUCCACAUCGACAGCACCUGUGUCGGAAGAGGCCAUGACGCACGUGGUUACCAGCUCUUCAUUGCCUCCUCAAUUGGCCUCCCUCGACCCGUCCAACCAACCUCUGCUGUCUCCAAUUGACAGCGUUAUCCUCCUCGCCACUGCAACUAGCAUCUCCAAUACAUCCCCUGACGACGGUCUCCUACGAGAAGAGACACUGCCCUACGCAACCCGAGUACUUGAAGGCGGCUCGUCAAACUGGCAGGUCUACACCCAAGCUCUACUGGUCAGAAGCCGCAUCGAAGGAUACAGGUCUCGCACUACAGAGAGAGGACUGUUGCAGCUACAAGCGCUCGUCGAUCAGGUCAUUGCCGAAACAUCCGUAUCAGCAUCCCCAGCUUCGACAUCCGAGCCACCGCAGUCUGUACCACCCUCCACAUUCCUCCCGAAGCCCAAAGCCUCCGAAUCCGCAUCUGUUGCCGAACGUUUGAGGUACAUUUACCAACUAUCUCCGCCCUUGCGGUGGGAGCUAGAAGCCGAGCUCGCUGCUCGCUGGACUCAUAUGGGCGGGCUCAAAACCGCGUUGGAGAUCUAUGAGCGGUUGCAGAUGCAAGCAGAAAUUGCACUCUGUCUUGCCGCGACAGACCGAGAGCAAGAGGCCAUCGAAUUACUUCGAGGUCUACUGUUUGAGGAACCCGCGAAGGAAGAGAAGGCUUCGUCGUCUUCGAUAGCGACAUUGAAACUCCGUUCCCAGUCCCCCGCCGACUCACCUCGUCUUCUCUGCAUUCUGGGCGACAUCACCGGUCUACCGUCCUACUACACUCUGGCGUGGAAUGUCUCGUCGAACAGAUAUGCCCGCGCUCAACGCUCCCUGGGGCGACACUUCACCAAGAAGCGCGACUUUAACGCCGCAGCAGAGGCAUACACGCUGGCACUGGGCAUAUCCCGCCUCGAUCGCGCCAGCUGGUUCGCUCUGGGCUGCAUCCAGCUCGAGUUGCAAGAGUAUCAAGGCGCAACCGAAUCCUUUACACGCUGUAUCCAGCUCGAAGAUCAAGACGGCGAAGCAUGGUCGAAUCUGGCAGUGGCAUUGCUGAGACUCCCCAAGCCGGUGGCAGAGACACGUGGGUCCGAGUCCAAUGGAGACGGCACGGACACGACUACAGGUCAACCCACUGCCGAUCAGACUGGCGUAACCGGAGUAGCGGAGGAUGAGGAGGAACAAUCCGACGCUCUCCUAUCUCGAACCAGCGUCGAUCCCUACCAGCACAUCCGAGAGGCUCUGCGCGCCCUACGGCGUGCCGCCACGCUAAAACGCGACGACGCACGUAUAUGGGACAAUUACCUCACCGUGGCGGCGAGUAUCCCGCCGAGCGCAGGGACGCCAUGGAACGAAGUAGUCCAGGCUUUAGGGCGAGUGAUUGAACUGAGAGGGAAGAAGGAAGGAGAAAAUGCCGUCGAUUUGGGCAUUUUGAGGGUUCUAACCGAGUACAUCACUCGUGAGUGGGUGUAUCCUACCUCUUCUCUGGCGUCUGAGGAAGCCGAUGACCAAGGACAUGGAGCCGAGCCUGAAUCUAAGCCUGAAACACAACCGACCUCAGCGUCCGCCGCUCCAGACUCGGGCCCCGCAAAGCUGCCGUAUCUCGCACGAUCCUUCCUCGCGCUCAUCGACACACAAGUCGCGCCGCUCGCAACUUCAUCGCCGCCGCUGUACGAUCUGCUGUGCUCGAUAUCCGAGUGGCGCGCCCGACCCAGCCAGGCUCUGCAGUACGCGGAAAAGGCGUGGCGCGCACACCUGACGAGCGUGUCUGCCGCCGAAACCUUCGACCAGGUCAGCGCAUCACAGUGGGCCAGCGUCGUCGACAAGACCAUCUGGCUGAUCCAGCGAUACCGAGACCUCGGCCCGCGCGAGCGAGAACGCACUGGCGGCCAGGUCGAGCCCAAAUGGCGCUUCAAGGCGAAAAGCGCGGCCAGGAGGGUGCUGGGCCGCGGGAAGCAGUGGGAGGAGACGGACGCGUGGGCCAGGCUCAAGAAUGAGAUGGAUGCCCUGAAUGAAUGA
Capronia epimyces CBS 606.96 is the source of this 2937-nucleotide messenger RNA. RefSeq lists its product as uncharacterized. The transcript is spliced from 2 exons. Bases 1 to 2937 code for a protein of 978 amino acids. Lineage: Eukaryota; Fungi; Ascomycota; Eurotiomycetes; Chaetothyriales; Herpotrichiellaceae. Gene Ontology annotation, molecular function: protein binding. The record is from RefSeq and is a predicted model, not a curated record.